UAAGCAGACAGUAUGCCAGAGCCAGCGAAGUCCGCCCCGAAAAAGGGAUCCAAGAAAGCCGUGACUAAGUCGGCUGGAAAAGGAGGUAAGAAGCGCAAGAGGACCAGGAAAGAAAGCUACGCCAUCUACAUCUACAAAGUCAUGAAGCAGGUCCAUCCCGACACCGGUAUUUCUUCCAAGGCUAUGGGUAUCAUGAACUCCUUCGUGAAUGAUAUUUUCGAGCGCAUUGCUGGAGAGUCUUCCCGUCUGGCUCACUACAACAAGCGUUCUACCAUUACCUCAAGAGAGAUUCAGACUGCAGUGCGUCUGCUUCUGCCUGGUGAGCUUGCAAAGCACGCCGUUUCCGAGGGAACGAAGGCCGUGACCAAGUACACCAGCUCCAAGUAAAACGAAUCUAACAAGUCUUAACCCAAAGGCUCUUUUAAGAGCCCCCCACGUUCUCUUUAAAAAGCAUUUCUC
Messenger RNA from Alosa alosa (allis shad), 459 nucleotides. RefSeq names its product histone H2B-like. Lineage: Eukaryota; Metazoa; Chordata; Actinopteri; Clupeiformes; Clupeidae. The transcript has a single exon. Gene Ontology annotation, cellular component: nucleosome. The coding region runs from base 13 to 387 and encodes 124 amino acids. The record is from RefSeq and is a predicted model, not a curated record. Gene Ontology annotation, molecular function: DNA binding; protein heterodimerization activity; structural constituent of chromatin.